Messenger RNA from Cornus florida, 1180 nucleotides. RefSeq lists its product as uncharacterized. The transcript is spliced from 3 exons. Lineage: Eukaryota; Viridiplantae; Streptophyta; Magnoliopsida; Cornales; Cornaceae. Bases 477 to 830 code for a protein of 117 amino acids. The record is from RefSeq and is a predicted model, not a curated record.
AAUUUAUUGGCUAUUGAAUUGGGAAAGGAACUGAUGAAUUUUAAGGAUGCCAACAACUUUAUAUUGAAGAUUUCUUCUCAAACAGAUUGUCUGUUACUGAUAAGGGUUUCGAACGGAAUGUGCAGAGACACUCACUUGGCAAAUGGGAGGUUCUAAAGUUUGGGUUAUAAUUUCUCCACUCUGUUCCAUUUGAGGCUGGUGCUAGCUUGCUGUUUCCUUUUUCUUUUUCUUUUCCUUUUCGUUUUUUCUCCAUAAAGGAGGAAGGUAAUUUUCACCUUAGUAGCCUUUAUUAUUUUCUUCUUUUCUGUCACUAGGUGGUUCAUCACUGUUUUUUACAAUUUCUUUGUUGCUGAUCUGAGGACUAAUGGUAGCACUAGAAACAACUUUGGGGUAAUCAGAUUGGGUUGGUUGAAACCUUAAUGGGAGUCACCAGUUUGGCUUCUCUGCUAUUCCCACCUAGGCCGUAGCUGAGCUUUAUGGGAACAUUGAAUCUCGCAUGGAUUUGGAAAAACUCAGAUAUCGAGUCUUCAAAUGGUAGUGUCGUUAGUUUGUCUGCUGAUACAGCAUUUGAUGAAGUACAUUGGGCAGCAGAGCUUCCCAGUUCAGCAGCAAUGGCCAGUGCCAGCGGAUCUGAAGGUCCCCAGAAGGAGCAGAACGUAAUGCUUCCUCCAAAGAGAGGCCAGAUCAAAAUUAAAAUUUUUAACGGUUUUGUCAAGACGGUAAGCAACGUAGUUGAGAAGGCAACGGCAGUGGGAAAAGAAAAGAUGAAAAAACAACGGGAGGUGAGAGCAGAGGAAGCUCCGCAUCCACAAUCCCUUUCCAAGGGGUAAACAAUUCGUAAGGUCAUUUCCCCAGCAUAACCUUGUCCUUCACUGAAUCAAGCUUGUUCGGUUCCUUCGCUGCUCACUUCUAAGCAUGAGUUAUAAGCUUAAGAAAGUUACAUGUAACAGUGACCAUAUUAUUCUCAACGUAUGAAUAGUUUUUCUCUCUCACCCUCUGUGUGUAUCCCAUAAAUAAAUGUUAGUGAAGUUGGCAGCAUAAGUUUUAAAGUUAACCAUGGAUCUACUGAAUUAUUGAUGUGGCUAUAAUUCCAUAUAGCUUCUGUUGUUGUAAAUGUACCUCUAUCCUUGUCAUUUGUGCUAGUUUAAGAGGAAGAGAUAAUAUAUAAUGAAACUGUGAU